CGGGGCUGCGGGGCGCGCGCAGGGUUUGCCUCCGCCGCCGCCGCACAGCCGACUCUCCGGGCAGCCACCAGCCAGCCAAAAUGCCCAAGCCAAUCAAUGUCCGGGUGACCACCAUGGAUGCAGAGCUGGAGUUUGCUAUCCAGCCGAACACCACUGGAAAGCAGCUGUUUGAUCAGGUGGUAAAGACCAUCGGCCUCCGGGAAGUGUGGUACUUUGGUCUCCAGUAUGUGGACAAUAAAGGAUUUCCUACCUGGUUGAAACUUGAUAAAAAGGUCUCUGCACAGGAGGUUCGGAAGGAGAACCCCGUCCAGUUCAAAUUCCGGGCCAAGUUCUACCCCGAGGAUGUGGCUGAGGAGCUCAUCCAGGACAUCACGCAGAAGCUGUUCUUCCUUCAGGUCAAGGAGGGCAUCCUCAGCGAUGAGAUCUACUGCCCCCCAGAGACGGCCGUGCUGCUGGGCUCCUAUGCAGUGCAGGCCAAGUUCGGAGAUUAUAACAAGGAAAUGCACAAAGCUGGGUACCUCAGCUCUGAGCGGCUGAUCCCUCAGAGAGUCAUGGACCAGCACAAGCUCACCAGGGACCAGUGGGAGGACCGCAUCCAGGUGUGGCACGCGGAGCACCGGGGAAUGCUCAAGGACAGUGCUAUGCUGGAAUACCUGAAGAUUGCCCAGGACCUGGAAAUGUAUGGGAUCAACUAUUUUGAGAUCAAGAAUAAGAAAGGAACAGAUCUCUGGCUUGGAGUUGAUGCCCUUGGACUAAAUAUCUACGAGAAAGAUGACAAGUUGACCCCGAAGAUCGGCUUUCCCUGGAGUGAAAUCAGGAACAUCUCUUUCAAUGACAAGAAGUUUGUCAUUAAGCCCAUCGACAAAAAGGCACCUGACUUUGUGUUCUAUGCCCCACGCCUGAGAAUUAACAAGCGGAUCCUGCAGCUCUGUAUGGGGAACCAUGAGCUGUACAUGCGCCGUAGGAAGCCCGACACCAUUGAGGUGCAGCAGAUGAAGGCCCAGGCUCGGGAGGAGAAGCACCAGAAGCAGCUGGAGCGACAACAGUUGGAAACGGAGAAAAAGAGGAGAGAGACGGUGGAGAGAGAAAAGGAGCAGAUGCUCCGGGAGAAGGAGGAGCUGAUGCUCCGGCUGCAGGACUAUGAGCAAAAGACCAAGAGGGCCGAGAAAGAGCUCUCCGAGCAGAUUGAGAAGGCCCUCCAGCUGGAGGAAGAGCGGAAGCGAGCCCAGGAGGAGGCUGAGCGACUGGAGGCUGACCGUGUGGCUGCGCUGCGGGCCAAGGAAGAACUGGAGAGACAGACACAGGAUCAGAUAAAGAGUCAGGAGCAGCUGGCUGCAGAGCUGGCUGAGUACACUGCCAAGAUUGCCCUGCUGGAGGAGGCUCGGAGGCGCAAGGAGGACGAGGUGGAGGAGUGGCAGCACCGGGCUAAAGAAGCCCAGGACGACCUGGUGAAGACUAAGGAGGAGCUACACCUGGUGAUGACGACUCCCCCGCCCCCGCCACCCCCGGUGUACGAGCCUGUGAACUACCAUGUGCAGGAGGGACUGCAGGAUGAGGGGGCAGAUCCCAUGGGCUACAGCGCGGAGCUGUCCAGCGAGGGCAUCCUGGAUGACCGCAACGAGGAGAAGCGGAUCACUGAGGCGGAGAAGAACGAGCGCGUGCAGCGGCAGCUGCUGACCCUGAGCAACGAGCUGUCGCAGGCCCGGGAUGAGAAUAAGAGGACCCACAAUGACAUCAUCCACAAUGAGAACAUGCGGCAAGGCCGGGACAAGUACAAGACGCUGCGGCAGAUCAGGCAGGGCAACACCAAGCAGCGCAUCGACGAGUUCGAGGCCAUGUAGAGACCAGGCUGGGACCAAGGGCGGAGGGCACCUCAUGGCAGGGCGCUGUCACCUUGGCCCUGUAGCUCUUAAGUCUAGAAACCCCCUGACGUGUUCUAGUCCCUUGCAGUUACCAGCAGAAGCACUCUGCCCCAGGACCCAUUGGGGGGUCCUCUCUGGUUACUUCCAUUUGUAUCGUAGUGCCAAACAGGCCAGAUUGUUAGAACAGCUACCGACACUUCCUGUUUGGAGCAGGGAUUCGGGUGGCUCUAAAGUCUAAAACUUCAAGCUGGACCGUGUGACACAAAGCUCGCUGUCACCAGGGACAGCACUGUGGCUCACACACGGGUGCCAUACUUUCUCUAGGUUUGAAAUGAGCUCAGAUCGAUUUUGUUCUUGAUUUCUAUGAAGGAUCCAUCUCUGUGUUUUGAGGGGUGAAAAUGAUUUUGAAAUUUGGGCCUAAGGUACGCUCCCGCACAGCCUCCUUCCUCCAGGGCGCUGGCAGAGUCCGCGGCGGCCCCUUCAGAGUGGACGGUACAGGACUCUCCGAUACAAAGCUUUUUUCAUGCUUACCUGUUAGCAUACGUCAUUGGACUUACAUACCUAAUGAUCUGCUGUAGAGAAUAGUAUUUAUAUAUAAGUGAUAAUAUGGGUUUGUAACAUUAGUUUUAAAAAGGGAAAGUUUUGUUCUGUAUAUUUUGUUACCUUUUACAGAAUAAAAGAAGUAAAUAUUAAGAACCAUGUAAUCGCGACACUUGAUCUGACGUGGGGGCAGUUGGGAAACAACUGAUCAAUCACCGCUGUACAAAAUGUUAGUGGGUUUAGUGCAUGUAAAAUGCACACUUCAAUUUCCUGUCAGUUUCUUCUUUGAAAAAAAUACAGACUGAGAGCAUUCCGAUCCA
Molecule: messenger RNA, 2722 nt
Organism: Psammomys obesus (fat sand rat)
Lineage: Eukaryota; Metazoa; Chordata; Mammalia; Rodentia; Muridae
Gene: Ezr
Product: ezrin
Exons: 13
Coding region: 81-1841 (586 amino acids)
Biological process (GO): regulation of organelle assembly; positive regulation of protein localization to early endosome; positive regulation of early endosome to late endosome transport
Cellular component (GO): apical part of cell; plasma membrane; microvillus
Molecular function (GO): actin binding; cell adhesion molecule binding
Source: RefSeq, a predicted model, not a curated record